Messenger RNA from Scaptodrosophila lebanonensis, 1824 nucleotides. RefSeq names its product protein KBP homolog. The transcript has a single exon. The record is from RefSeq and is a predicted model, not a curated record. Gene Ontology annotation, molecular function: protein binding. Lineage: Eukaryota; Metazoa; Arthropoda; Insecta; Diptera; Drosophilidae. The coding region runs from base 1 to 1824 and encodes 607 amino acids.
AUGGUUAAUUUAAAAGCUAUUCUCGACGAUAUCAAGAAGCUGUACGGCAAUAUCGAUAGUUUCCUCCAGACUGACCAGUUCGAUGAAACAGAUCCGUUCAAGUCCUACUACAAUUCAUGUGACUUGCUGAUUGAUAUGAAAAAUCAGUUGGAUAGCGAACUUGGCUCGAUACGCGACCAAGGAAAUGGUGCCGACGAAGCCGAGUUCCGUCUUAACACGCUAUUGGCAUGUGUGUGUCGGGACUUGGGGCGCAUCUAUAUCCAUAUCGGGUCGGACUCUGACGGGGAGCAGAUGUUGCAGCAGUGCAUUGACUUAAUCGAACCGCAAAAACUGACCGCCGAAGGCAUUAUCCCCUACAUAGGCGCCACCAUUGAACUAAGCAUUUCACGUGCCUUUCAAAAGGAGUUCGAAUGCGCCAUCAAGUUGCUUCUGAAGGCAGUCGAUGGUUACAAGAUGUUCCAGUUGAACGGGAAUCUGGCUAUGGACAUUGCCGAUCUGUACAACCCCCCAAAAUUGGAGGUGCUUGCGGUUGGUCCGGCCGAACUGAAUAACCUCCACAUAAUGGCCUUCUAUUAUUUGGGUCAGAUAUACAAUGAAAUGGGACAGUUGGAGAAGGCCUCCGAGUUCUGCCAUGAAACGCUUAAUCUGCAUCGCAAAUUCAAGUUGUACGAUUCACUCGAAUUUAGCCUAAACGCAACCACACUUUCGUAUUACUACGUCGAAAAGGAGCGCUUCAAGGUGGCACGCACUCUUCUCGCCGUCGGAAUCGUGACAUUGGAGCAGCUGAAGCUUCAGUUGGCGAAGCCCCCCAUGCCGAUGAAGCUGGGUGGUAAUAAACCAGAAACGUACAAGAGUUAUUAUGCCAAGAUAGCGCGCUGUUGGGCCCUUUACGGUCUGAAGCUCCUCAACUCAUCCAAGCUACGUUUGCUAGACAAUGAUACCGAUGAUUCUGACGAUUCGGACAUGCAAGCAAUUGUCAGCGCCACAAAACAUUUGCAGCUGACAAUAUCGGAUGAGGACCAUAUCUUUUCGCACCUUGACUUAUCAGUCUAUGAGAAUUCUAUUUCUUGCAAUUAUUGCCUGAGCUUCGAUGAUGCCAAGCUCGUAUUUGAUUUUGCUACGAAAUGGUUGGAACGAGCCAAAGACCACUUCAAAAGUAAGUCCGAUAAGACUGAUUAUCUGGAAUUAAUACUGGAUUAUGCUGAGGGCUGUAAGAACAUUGCCUAUUUCGAUGAGAAUACCGAGACUCAGAUCCAAAUGGGAAUGCGCGGUGUCCAGUAUAUUGAAGAUGUGCUCGAAAUGCUGGACCCUCAGUUGUGUUUGAAGUUCUGCCGCAUUUGCUGGUAUGAAGCCGGCUUACUAUACUCCACUCUCUUGGACGAUCAUCUGCAUAACAUGGAUCCCAUCAGCAACAAUCCAUCGCCGGACGAAAUCAAGAACGUGAAUGAGAGCUGCUUGAACGGCAUCAAGCACUUGGAGGCCUUCAUCAAGUCCUAUAAGGAAGCACCCGAACUAGACGCAAAGUGGUUCGAAGACAUGGACCUCGAGGGGGAACACAAUAUGCUCUAUGCACACUUAUAUCUUGGGCGUUUCUACUCAAAAUUAAUUUGUAACGACCGCAAAAAAGAGCUGGAGAACAUUCAGACCAGCCAGAAGCUAUAUCAGCGCUUUACUCAUGAAAUCAACAAACGUCCGGCUGUGGCUGAAAUUCUAAGGCCCGAGAUGGGCGUGGCGCGAGAGAUGUUGCAAUUGCUGCAGCUGAAGAUUCAGAUUUUGAGCUUGUACUUGAGGGCGCUGGACGGUGCUCAUUCAUCAAACGCCUAG